GUUGUUCACAAAUCUGAUAAUCUGACAUCUGUUAGUAUGGUACAACUAUGGUAGUCCGGAACUACUGGAAGUUACUUACUGUUUAACUAGUUAAAAUACCAAUCUUUAUUCUUUAUAUUUGAUGAUUUCAAAUUCAUUCAAUUGUAUGCAUAUUGUGUUGUUCUUAAAAAUGUAAAAUGGUGUUAGAAUCUUGUUCUGUCAAAAGAUUACUGCUGUUAAUAAUUUUCAUUGGAGGAAUUACGCUUCUAAUAUUUAUAAAAAUUACAUCUUCAAGUACAUUGUCUGGUCUAAAUGCUACUAUUGCAACGGAGGCGUCCGAAGGUGUAAAAGAUCAUAAAAAUUCUUCAAAUAAAUGUUGGUUGCGAGAAGAAAAUACAAUUCUAGAGGAGUGUCAUUUGUGUUCAGACAAACUUGAAUGCAUUAAUGCAAGUUAUGUUGAAACUAUUGAAUGCAAAAUUUCUGGAUUAACAUAUAGAAAUUGCAACAAGCCAACCAUUCAAACGUCAGAAAAAGAAUUUUGGUUAUUCCAAGGCUCACAAUUUGUUAUUGCUGUAAUUAGUUUAUCUGUUAUACAAUACAAAAAAAAACAUUUUCAUAAAAAGUUUAUGAAAAGAAUACAAAAACAAUUAGAUUCCGUUGUAUAGUAGUAUAUAUGGUACAUCACAUAUUGUACAAAUAAAAAAAUUAAUCAGUUUUUCCAUAAAAUAUAAUGUCUUCUUU
Messenger RNA from Diuraphis noxia (Russian wheat aphid), 720 nucleotides. Its product is annotated as protein JTB-like. The record is from RefSeq and is a predicted model, not a curated record. Gene Ontology annotation, cellular component: cytoplasm; membrane; midbody. Gene Ontology annotation, biological process: mitotic cytokinesis. Lineage: Eukaryota; Metazoa; Arthropoda; Insecta; Hemiptera; Aphididae.